Colletotrichum truncatum is the source of this 2400-nucleotide messenger RNA. RefSeq lists its product as uncharacterized. The record is from RefSeq and is a predicted model, not a curated record. NCBI's taxonomy places the organism in Eukaryota, Fungi, Ascomycota, Sordariomycetes, Glomerellales, Glomerellaceae.
AUGGAGCCUCGGGAAAACCCGACAGAGUCGCAAAAUAGUCUCCUCUGCAAUUCCUGCCAAGAAUGGAGCCAGUGGACUGGUAUCGAGGAAUACGGCAGUCCGUUGCAGUACAGCGUGUCUUACAAUCACCUCGUGGAAAACACCUUUGAAUGCCUCAUUUGCAAUUUCAUAAUCUCUAGAAUAAACGCCUGGGAGAACAGUAAACAACAAAAUCUAGAGAAGGCAAAACUUGACGUUGGUAUACUGGGCCCUUUUUACUUCGACACAAAGGUACCUGAACCAGAGCCUCUCUACGAGAGACUUGAUACGUCUGACUCGUCGUCAGACACUGUUAGUCGAGUUUGGGUGCAACUAUCGGUGACACAACGGGAGAACUCCCCUGGUAGCCAUGAACAGCAGGACACCCGUCGAGAUGUGCCCCUCUGUACCAUAACCCCGUCGCUCCUGCUACAUUACUCUAAGGUAGAAGGGGGCAAAGGACAAUUAUGGGGGGUAGCAGACGGGGAGGUCCGUUUUAUUGACCUUGAUCUCAUGAGAGGAUGGAUCAGGGAUUGCGAGAACAGCCAUGGAGAAAAAUGUGUUGGCAAGUAUAAUCACAAAGAUGACAUGCCUCAGGGCUUUAGGGUAAUCGAUACUCACAAUAUGAAGGUAAUGGAACCAGACUCGGCCGUCUCAUUUGUAGCUUUGAGUUACAUGUGGUCAGCGAGCAGCGACGGAUCCAAAGAGAUCCAGCUUGAGAAGAACAAUCUAUCGCUUCUUGAAGAGCCUGGGAGUCUGGCAUCAUGUUCGAUACCGGACAUUGUUUUGGACGCAAUAUAUCUGUGCCGAGAUCUAGGGGAAUCUUAUCUAUGGGUGGAUCGACUGUGUAUCAUACAAGAUGACGCAGUCACGAAACCGGCGCAAAUCGGAGCCAUGGACAAAAUAUACCGUUCUGCGACCUUCACCAUUGUGGCGGCCCUGAAUGACCGAUAUGGAAAGGGGUUGCCAGGGUGCUCUAAACGGCCGAGAUUACCUCUCUCUUCGGUUCUAAGAACACCACGACAGCCCGAAGUGGAGGGACGCGGGGUCAAGCCAAAUGGCAUGACUGCAGAAGUUGACCGCUCACUAUGGAACAAGCGGGGGUGGACUUUUCAAGAACGCGUUUUGUCCAAAAGACGGCUGUUCAUCACCGAACACCAAGCCAUUUUCGAGUGCUCCGUAACAACGGCAGAAGAAGAGCUUACAUGGAACGCGGGCUUCGUACGACCCACCGAGUCAACAGUGAAUUCCGAAACAGACCAUAAUCAACUUGAGCUUACGAAGACACAAGGUGAAUACUUAGCCCCCGGAAAUGUUGAGCGGAAGGGUUUCUCAGGUGACGUCGGCUUCUACAUCGCCGAGAUGCCGUCCCUAAAAGACUACCGUGACUGGAUAGAGAGCUACAGCUCACGCCAGCUUUCCUUCGGCACGGACAUUAUCAACGCUUUCAUGGGUGUCGGAAACGUACUACGCGACGCCCUGGGGACGCGUUUGCUUUUUGGACUACCAGAGAAAUUCCUGACCCAGAGUCUGAUGUGGAGCUGUGUAGGCUCGCUCGCAAGACGAGGCGAGGUGCCACACAUCCCCAGCUGGAGCUGGGCAUCUUCUCUGAAGCCUGUGGACUACCAGCGGAUUUCUGGACGAAAACCAUAUAGCCAAAACCAGCUGCAACAUAUAGCCAGCCUCGUCGAAUUCUACUACCAAGACCCCGACAAGGGGUUUCGAAAACUGGAAGUAGAACAACGAUGGAUGGAACACGAAACAAGCAUCGCAGAAAUUGCCUGCCGGACGGAGUUGCCGCUAACCCUGGUACAGCAAAAGGCGAGACCUGCAGAUUGGAGGUCCGACCUCAUCUGGAAGCAAAGCCCUCACAACCCGUGGGAGGCACGUGGUCACUUGCAGCUAGACUCACAGGCCCAGAGCAUUGCCGCAUUGUUUCCGGGCUCCCUAGUGUUCAACACCACAGUGGCUUCGUUGAGCAUCAAGCACUUUGACCUGCCAGAGAGGAGUCCGAAGAGGGGUCAGGAGGCAGAGGAGGAUAGCGGCGGUGACGACGUUGGCGUGGAGAUCUGUGCCGAAAAUGGGGAGAGGGUGGGCAUACUGAAUCGGGUGAGCCGCGAAUGGAUCGAACCGCGAGAGGAUGCCAACGGCAACAAACGGCUCUUUGACUUUAUCGUCAUCUGCGGGGCAUUGGAAUCGUACAGCAUCAGAAAAUGGCUCGCUUUCAUGCGCCAAUGGGACAAAACGUGGCAGCUGUGUGUUAUGAUGGUAGAACGGCUGCCCUGUGAGCCAUUUGUUGCGCGACGAGUUGAAGUAGGCAUGAUACAAACCAGCAUGUGGAAAGACUGUAACCCUAGAUGGGAGACUGUUGUUCUUUGCUGA